Messenger RNA from Myxocyprinus asiaticus (Chinese sucker), 1720 nucleotides. RefSeq names its product MOB kinase activator 3C-like. The record is from RefSeq and is a predicted model, not a curated record. Gene Ontology annotation, molecular function: protein kinase activator activity. Gene Ontology annotation, cellular component: nucleus; cytoplasm. The coding region runs from base 384 to 1034 and encodes 216 amino acids. Gene Ontology annotation, biological process: signal transduction; positive regulation of protein phosphorylation. NCBI's taxonomy places the organism in Eukaryota, Metazoa, Chordata, Actinopteri, Cypriniformes, Catostomidae. The transcript has 4 exons.
AGACAACAGACGACAGGGCCUAUCAGACAAAAUCAGGAUAUGACAUCAUCCACAGGAAGGGAAGCCAACAACUUUUUUUGCUUUUGUUUUGCUCUUUUCUGACUUUUGGUGAGGUAAGUUCGGCUGAUGAGAAGGAAAGAGAAAGGACCUUCACAGGAUAGCUCGGAUUAGUUCUGUGCCCUCUUGGAAAAAAAGAGGAGACAGAGGACCCUCUUUUCAGGUUUCCCACAGAUCCCCCAACAUUCCAAGUGUCUGCAAGGACUAAAGCCAGAAACUUCCCCAUUUGAUGGGACUGAGGCCCAUGGAAUCAUAACUGUGAUCAAUCACAGCCAUACUGAUCCUUACUGGUUGCUAACUCCUCCAUCUGCCCCCUCAGUUCAGCAAUGGCUCUGUGCUUGGGGCAGGUUUUCAGCAAAGACAAGACAUUCCGACCUCGAAAGCGAUUUGAACCUGGAACACAACGCUUUGAGCUGUACAAAAGAGCCCAAGCCUCUCUGAAAUCAGGCCUGGACCUUAGGAAAGUUGUGCAGCUGCCAGAGGGGGAGAACAUUAAUGAUUGGAUAGCUGUGCACGUGGUAGAUUUCUUCAAUCGUAUUAAUCUCAUCUAUGGGACGGUAAGUGAGUUUUGCACUGAGAAGAGCUGUCCCAUCAUGUCUGGUGGGCCACGUUAUGAAUACAGGUGGCAGGAUGGCGAUCAAUUCAAGAAGCCCACCAAGCUGCCUGCUCUUACAUACAUGAACCUUCUGAUGAACUGGAUUGAGUCACUCAUCAACAAUGAGGACAUCUUUCCUACACGAGUAGGGGUCCCCUUUCCUAAGAACUUUCAGCAGGUGUGCAAGAAGAUUCUGAGCCGGUUGUUUCGGGUGUUUGUACAUGUGUACAUUCAUCACUUUGACAUUGUCUGUAGUAUGGGGGCUGAAGCUCACAUCAACACCUGCUACAAACACUACUAUUUCUUUAUUUCUGAGUUUUGCCUCAUCGACCACUCAGAGCUGGAGCCUCUGAAAGAAAUGACAGAGAGGAUCUGUCACUGAAAGGAUGUGGAGAAUGGAUGUGCCUCCAAAAGCACAAAUAAACUUGCCAGUGAACCAGUCACUUUAAAUAUUCUCAUGCCAAAUGAAUGUGUAUUUGAGGUCUGAUCUGAGAACAGACUGUGACACAAAUGAGCUAAAAGUUGCUAUAAAACUUUUGUACGUUUAGUAAUUAUUUUGUAUUCAGUAAUUCUAAAUGGGCAGUACCGGUAAACUGGUAACUUAUUAACCAUAGAUAUCUCAUAUAGCUCCAAAUGCUAUAUUUAUGCAAGAAUGACCACAUAUAGAUACUUUUAAAAUAUUUUUCCCUCAGGGGAACUGGUCUUGAAAUGGCAUGUCUAAAAUGUCUGUUGAGACUCUGUAACGGCUGAGAUUCCAGAGCAAGUUUGAGAUGUGGCAUUCUUGCUUUUUCAUGUCUGUGCCAAAGCCAGCAGCCUUUGCUAGUAUUUCUAUUUAACCAGGGAAUGUGCAGUAACAAUGACCACAGCCAGUAACUGAUGUUGAUGAUGAUGGAUAGUACUACACAGUAUUAUUCUCACUUUAGAUAUUGAUUUGUUCUGACAAUGUGCCACGUUUCCUGUUGUAUUUUGCAUGCAAAUAAGUUUGAAAUACAUUUCUCCUGUCUGUUUUUAAGAAAUUUGAUCUUUGGAUGGAAACUUGGAAAAAUUAAACCACUUGUUUCUCAUAAA